AUGCCCCCGCCAUCGCAGUUGUUGCGGUCGUGCUCUUGCUCCUGGUGGGAGCGGUGUGUCUCUCGAUGUGGCACUUCCCUCGGAAGAGGUCCCCCCCCUGCCCCCCAAGCCCGGGAUGGUGAUGGGUUCCGGCUCGGCCCUAUGGCCGACGGGGCACGCCCCCCCAAUACAACCAACUCCGCCCCGGCCGACCCCCUGCUUGGGCCCGAUGAGGCCCCUGUUGCUCCCCCUCCCAUCCACUACUGGUGGCACGUCUGGGAUUUUUUGGAUGUUGCCAAGCUGGCCUCGGUCAGCCAAGUCUUCCGAAACGUCGCCCACUGGAUCGACCAGAUGUUCUAG
Messenger RNA from Penicillium waksmanii, 339 nucleotides. RefSeq lists its product as uncharacterized. The transcript is spliced from 3 exons. The record is from RefSeq and is a predicted model, not a curated record. The coding region runs from base 1 to 339 and encodes 112 amino acids. Lineage: Eukaryota; Fungi; Ascomycota; Eurotiomycetes; Eurotiales; Aspergillaceae.